Xiphophorus maculatus (southern platyfish) is the source of this 4865-nucleotide messenger RNA. RefSeq names its product protein quaking-A (gene qkia). The coding region runs from base 256 to 1416 and encodes 386 amino acids. Lineage: Eukaryota; Metazoa; Chordata; Actinopteri; Cyprinodontiformes; Poeciliidae. Gene Ontology annotation, biological process: regulation of mRNA splicing, via spliceosome. The transcript has 8 exons. Gene Ontology annotation, cellular component: nucleus. The record is from RefSeq and is a predicted model, not a curated record. Gene Ontology annotation, molecular function: mRNA binding.
CACGGCGUAAAGGAGAGUCUGUGGAAGGGACAUAACGGUUUUCUUUUCGGCCCCCCUCUCCACUCAGACAACAAGAACCAACAAAAACCUGAAUUUUAGAGGGGCUUACACAACCUUCUUCUGCUCUAAAGGAGGAGGGAAGCGAGGGAUUGAAGCAGCAAGUUCUUUUUUUUUCUUUUUCAUUUUUUUUUCUCUUUUUCUUAAAAGAGGAUUUUCUGUUUUCACGGUGGUUCGCUCUUCGCUCUCGCCGCAAAGAUGAUGGUCGGAGAGGUCGAAGUGAAGGAGCGACCGAGGCCGAGUCCGGACUAUUUGAUGCAAUUAUUAAACGAAAAGAAGCUCAUGACCAGUUUGCCAAAUCUCUGCGGGAUCUUCACGCACCUGGAGCGGCUCCUGGAUGAAGAGAUCAACAGAGUGCGUAAAGAUAUGUACAGUGACACAGUGAACGGCCUUGUGGACAGACACCCGCUGGAGCUGCCCGAACCCAUCGGACCCAUCGUUCACCUGCAGGAGAAACUGUUUGUGCCUGUCAAAGAGUACCCAGACUAUAACUUUGUGGGAAGAAUCCUCGGUCCCCGGGGACUCACUGCCAAACAGUUGGAAGCAGAGACGGGAUGCAAAAUUAUGGUGCGAGGAAAGAGCUCCAUGAGAGACAAGAAGAAGGAGGAGCAGAACAGAGGGAAGCCAAACUGGGAACACCUAAAUGAAGACCUUCACGUCCUAAUCACCGUUGAAGACACACAAAACAGAGCAGAGAUCAAGAUGAGGAGAGCAGUAGAGGAAGUCAAGAAGCUCCUCGUGCCUGCUGCUGAGGGUGAAGACAAUUUGAAGAAGAUGCAGCUGAUGGAGCUGGCUAUUCUCAACGGGACAUACAGAGACAACAAUGUCAAAACACCCCCCCUUGCGUUCUCUCUUGCAGCAGCGGCAGCGGCCGCUCAGGGCCCCCGCCUCAUAGCGGCCCCCGCGGGUCAGGUGUUGCCUCCCCAGGCACUCCGGCCCCCAACGCCGGCCGGGACCCCCAUCAUGAACCUCAUCCGGCCCACUCAGAUGGCCGCUAUGCUGCCCAACGGCACCCCCACCUUGGUGCCUCCCACACCAGACGGCGGACUAAUCUACACCACCCCUUACGAGUACCCCUACGCCUUGGCACCCACCUCGCUGCUGGAGUACCCCAUCGAGCACAGUGGGGUUCUAGGUAAGAGAGCCUGGGGGAGCUUGGGUACAGCGGCCAACUUUAGCCAGCCUGGACAGGAGGGCAGCUUGUUUUACCCCGGAGUCGGGGUGCUGGACGCAGCUACCAUGAGCCACAGUCAGGACUUGUUGAAAGGUGCAAUGGCUACUAAAGUGAGACGGCAUGACACGCGGGUCCAUCCUUACCAAAGGAUUGUGACCGCUGACAGAGCCGCCACCGGCAACUAACACAUGACCUUCUGACCUCUGAACUCUUCACCCAAUGACGAGCCGCCCCAAGCCUGCCUGCUGAUCAGUUAACUGGUAAUUGCCUUUUGCUAGCCUCUCGGACGCAAGUGGCAGAGAGAGAGGCGCCUGCCCAUACAGUUACCCUAACACGUUCUGACAAAAAGAUAGAAACCAACGCAGACUCUUCACUGAAACACAACAAAAAAAAACCAACACAGCUGUGGAUUAUUCAUUUUAUUUUUUUUUUUCCUCUGUUCAUUAGUUCAGUUCCCAUUCUUUCUCUUUCUUUUUCCUCAUGAAUCACGCACCGGGCGGAUCUGCUUGUGGUAUUACUCAUGAAUCUGCACUGAAUUAUAAAGCAAUAAAGAACCCCCGAACCCACCCGCCUUUAAUUACUCUGAUUAGGUGACCUCACUCGCUCUCCAUCUCCAGUCUGAGACGCAGACCGUUUUGGUUUCGAAGGGAUCACCCACAAAUUGCCCCAGAACCUUCCUUUAGCAACACCCUACCUGCCCCGCCCGCCCCUCAGACCCGUCUGCCGCAACGGAGAAAGAAACGGAAGGAACGGGAACAUUCACUUGCAUUAACAUGUUUAAUUUCUGUCAUUUUUUUUACCAACCUCCUCCCCCCCAAACAUGUAUUUCAGUUGUUGAGCUUGUAAUUAUGAGCUGACACAUUCUGGGUGUGCCCCUCUAAAUGGCUUCCUGUCCGUUUAUUUUUUUUAAAGCAUGGCUAAAAUGAUUGCAAAAAGAGCUUUUUUUAUGAUUUAUGUUUUUUUCCCUGUCUUGAUUUAAUGCUUUUCUUUUUUUUUUCCACUUUUAUUGUUUUUAAUUUUUCAGUUCAGAUUGAACUAAUUAGCUUCAGUCACUGAAACAAAGCAGGUGGUUAUCUCUGGAAGUCAGAACAGAGUUUUAGCGUUUGAGGCUGAAAACGUAAGGCGUGAUGGGAGGGGUUAGUUUGGGUUGAUGGGUUUGUGUGCGUGUGUGUGUGUGUUUUUGAUUAAUACUACAGCGAACGUGGGGUGAGGCUUCGGGGACGUGGGCCCCAUCCACACUACAUCCACUAUCCAGUGCCUGAUGUAUUUAGAAGAAUAUCUCGAUGAGUUAGCUGAGCUGUGAUCACAACAAUUAAAACAAAAAAAAGUAUUGUGUGCAUAUUUAGCCAAAGGGUUUUCAGUGACUAAUAUAUCUGCAGUUAUGCAUCUGUUUGGCAGAGGGCUCUCUUUGUGAUUUUUAGUUUGGGUGCCUGCCUUCAGCUGAAACAGGAGUUUUACCCUUUCCCGCUCAGUUUUAUUUGUUCUUAUUUUCCUGAGGUCAAAACAGGCAAUUAACACUAAAAUUACAUGCUUCUCGAUUAUAGUGAAGUGCCAGGGGAAAAGACACUCAUGACAAGCAAGGGGUUUAUUGUUUUUGUUUGUUGUUUUUUUGGCCAAUUUCUGCAGAUUUAUUCCUACUACAGUGGAUUUGUUUUCUCCUUUUUUUCCGUUUAGUUUUAAUUUUUGUCCUCUGUGUUAUGUGUGUGUAAGUUGGGGCAUGAGGUCGACAUAAUCCUGACCUUUCUGCAUAUUAUUCUUUUAAUUAUUUUACUAAUGAAACCUAACAUAUGCCAAACCAUCCAUAAGUGCAUCCACAAUGUGUCACACCUCCCUCUGAUGGUAGUCCAGCUUCUGAGCCCACGAUCCUUUGUUUAAUCUCAAGAAAAAAUAGGAUGUGAAAGCCAUGCCUGCCUGUUCAAAUUGCUUUAUACAUACGUCUUAUAUAUAUAUAUCUAUAAAUAUCUAUAAAUAUAUAAAAAUGUAGAUAUCUGUCAAUGCAUAUAAAAAUACAGAUGAGAACAAAAAAUAGAUAAUUUUACAGGGUGCUGGAGAUGAUAAAAAAUCAAUCUAUUUUUGGCAAUUUUAGCUUUUGAUACUUUACUUGCAGUUAUAAAAUAAUAAUAAUAAAAAAAAUUAACAAAAAAUUUUUCCGACGGAGGAAAACUGAAUGCGAGUGGGUGAGGAAAAGUUGCCUGGAAUCUAAUUGGAAAAAGGAAAGACUAAAGCAGUCAGAACCAUGGGAGAUCAGAGCGAGACAGGAUCAAAUCAAAGUGCCUUAUCAACAGUGGUUUCUGUUUUUUAGUAUUCCAGUUGUGUUUUAAAAUAAAACAAAUAAUAAAAAAAAACAAAAGAGGAUAUCCAGCACCCACCAAGAUGGCGCAGAGAGGAACGGCAAGUGUUACACACUCAGAAAAAGUCGAGCUGGGCCUCCGCCGCCGUACCGUGGCGCCGCCCAAGUUACUCUAUGCAAAAAGAAUAGCAGUCGUUUUGACCAGCUAAAAUAUGUGCCAUGGUUUUUGUCUUCCUGAAAAUGAUUUUAAGUAUUUCUUUUCCUUCACUUGAUGGCCCUUUACUCUGCUGUACGAGCAGAUCAAUCUCUUUUAAUUUAGAUUUUAUUGAUGAUAUGAAUUAUUGUCUUUUUAAAAAAUUUUUUUUACUUUGUAUCUUGAACAAAUUGAACUGCCAUUAGCAACCAAGUAGUCUGCCAUGAGAUGCUGUGAUGAUGAGCUGAGAAAAAUACGCAGCGUUCAGGGAAACGAACGGGAAAGUGUUUGUUUUAACAGCGUCAUCCGGUCCACAUAUCUCUGUGUCAAUUUGACAACAAACUAUCAGUACAGUAAUGAGAUUUCUAAUGGACAAAGGAAGCGCUGGGUAAUGAAACAAGCACCUGCUUCACAGUCAGAUAGUUUCCAGUUAUUGAAACGACUGACAGCUUAUUGCUGAAAGGUGAAAAGAAAAAUUAAAUUGAGAAAUUCUUGGAUCCAGCAGAGCCGUCGGCAGUCUGUUUUCACUUUCUCGCUGUUACACCAAAAGGUCAAUGAAUUAUUAUUAUUCUCUUUUUUGUUUUCUACUUCAGUGUUAUUAUUUUAAAUUGAAAUGCAAUAUUAAAGUGGAGAAAGAGAUGGCAAAUCAGCAUCUGACAGUAUUAAGAAAAUCCCCUCUGCAAUGUUCCACCAUGCUGUGUCAUUGUGAAAGGCUGGAUAAGUCCAUCAGGUGAAAGGUUGACUCUAUACCUACCGUAUUCUCUCUGGCCUGCCUACUACAUGUAUGAUAAUGUAAUUAACAGCCAUUGUUACAGGUUUAUAAUGUAUUUUUCUAAUCUCAUUUUAUAUGUAUAUUAAUCAUGUUUCUGAGUGUUUUUUUUCUUAAUUUUUAUGAAACCCACAGCUCCCCCUGCCCUCCCACCACCUCUUCUCCAUCUCAACCUGUCUCCUGUGGGGAGUUUUGCCUUCUUCUGUUAGAUUUUUGUUUUUCUUGCCAACUCCCAGCUUGUUUAACUCAUUAGCGACUUUAUUAGUUUCCUUGUCAUAAGUAUUUUUACAUGCUUGCAUUUAGUUUUCAUGGUGUAUGCUGUUAUUUUUCUUAUUAACCUCUUGGCAUUUAUUUUAAUAAAACAUUCUUAGUAAGAAUUUUA